Trichoderma aggressivum f. europaeum is the source of this 450-nucleotide messenger RNA. RefSeq lists its product as uncharacterized. Gene Ontology annotation, biological process: translation. The record is from RefSeq and is a predicted model, not a curated record. NCBI's taxonomy places the organism in Eukaryota, Fungi, Ascomycota, Sordariomycetes, Hypocreales, Hypocreaceae. Gene Ontology annotation, molecular function: structural constituent of ribosome. Gene Ontology annotation, cellular component: cytosolic large ribosomal subunit; ribosome. Bases 1 to 450 code for a protein of 149 amino acids. The transcript is spliced from 4 exons.
AUGCCUACCCGAACUUCGAAGACCCGCAAGCACCGCGGUAACGUCUCCCAUGGAAAGGGUCGUGUAGGAAAGCACCGCAAGCAUCCCGGUGGUCGUGGUCUGGCCGGUGGUCAGCACCACCACCGUACCAACAUGGACAAGUACCACCCCGGUUACUUCGGUAAGGUUGGUAUGCGAUACUUCCACAAGCAGCAGAGCCACUUCUGGAAGCCCGUCAUCAACCUGGACAAGCUGUGGUCACUCGUCCCCGUCGAGACCCGUGAGGCCUACGUCUCCGGCGAGAAGAAGGACACCGUCCCCGUUCUCGAUCUCCUCCCCCUCGGCUACUCCAAGCUGCUCGGCAAGGGCCGCCUCCCCGAAAUCCCCCUGGUUGUCCGCGCACGAUGGGUCAGCAAGCUCGCUGAGCAGAAGAUCAAGGAGGCUGGUGGUGUUGUUGAGCUGGUGGCGUAA